AUGGCAGCGAGCGGUGCGCGCCGAUGGGGGCUCGAUCAACUAUCAGUCCGUGGCAAGGUAGCUCUUGUAACGGGCGCCUCGUCGGGAAUCGGCCACGAUCUCGCGCUGUUCCUCGUGGCACGUGGAUGCCACGUGGUCGCCGCAGCUCGGCGCGUGGGCCGCCUGGAUCAGCUGUGCGCGGAGGCGGAAGCAAUGCGCCGAGAAGCGGAAGAAUUGCGCCGAGAGGGGGAAGGGAUGCGCGGAGAGGCGGAGGGCAUGUGCGGAGAGGGGGAUGAUCCACGCAACGGGAGAAGCUCUGACUUAUCAAACCCGAUUGACGCUGGAGGGCGGGAACGGCGGGCCGUGGGAAAUGGUGACGUGACUCGAGAAUCGUCAGUCGGAGAUUCUGGACGGCCAGGAUCGCAUUUUAUUGUUGGAAACGAGAUGCCGGGGCGCAUGAGGGCUGUUGCGAUGGACGUCGCGGCGGACGAGGCGGCGGUAGAUGCGGCGGUGCAGGCGGCGUGGGACGCGUUCGGGCGGAUCGACGUGCUGGUCAACAACGCGGGGUUCCGAGCCAAUCAGAGUUCGACACGUCAUUCCACACCAACGUCCGAGGCGCUUGGCUCGUUUCCAAGGCUGUGGUUCGGCGCGUGCUGGGGCGGGCUGGCGGGGGGGGCGCGAAGAGAGGGGAGGGGGAUGGGAAAGGGGGGCAAAGGAACAGAGGAAAAGAGUGAAAGAGCUCCUGAAGGGGGUUGUAACGGAGGCACCCGCACGGUUUUGAGUGUAAUCAACAUUGCGUCUACGGCCGGUAUACCCGGGGCCAUUCUCCCCGGCGGUGCUGCUUACUCCUCCUCCAAGGCUGCUCUCAUGCGCCUCACUGUGGCCAUGGCGGUGGAGUUGGGAGAGCAUGGCAUUCGCUGCAACUGCAUCGCGCCAGGGAUAUUCCGAUCUGAAAUUACCGAGAAGCUCCUAGACAAGCCGUGGAUGGAGAGGAACGCACAGGUGGUGGUGCCACUGCAGAGGUGGGGUGCCAUACACCCUCAGGUGGGGGACAAUCCACCCUGA
Molecule: messenger RNA, 1044 nt
Organism: Closterium sp. Naga37s-1
Lineage: Eukaryota; Viridiplantae; Streptophyta; Zygnematophyceae; Desmidiales; Closteriaceae
Source: the annotation of a GenBank genome assembly